Messenger RNA from Apus apus (common swift), 3564 nucleotides. RefSeq names its product chloride intracellular channel 6 (gene CLIC6). The transcript is spliced from 6 exons. The record is from RefSeq and is a predicted model, not a curated record. Bases 350 to 1792 code for a protein of 480 amino acids. NCBI's taxonomy places the organism in Eukaryota, Metazoa, Chordata, Aves, Apodiformes, Apodidae.
GGCGCCGCAGCUGAACGGGGAAGCGGCAGCUGAGCAGGAGCCGGCCGCGACGGCCGUGCCCCCUGAAGACAGCGGCGGGACGGGGAGCGGCUCCCCCGAGGGGGCGGCGGAGACACCGAGCGGGCCGGGCGUGGGGCAGCAGGUUCCAGCGGGGGCUGAGCAGCGAGACCCCAACGGGAACGGCCUCGCGGGCGAGGGUCUGCCGGGAGAGGAGCCGGCGGCCGCUGGGGUGGAUGCGCCUGAGGGUUCCGCCCCGGCGAGGACAGACCUAGAGGACGAGGCGGUGGCCCCGACGGGGACGGAGCCCGAAGAGGCAGUCCCCUCGGGGACAGAGCCCGAGGACGCGGCUAUGGCCCCGGCGGGAACGGAGCCUGAAGAGGUGGAGACGGCCCCGGGGGAGACAGACCCCGAGGAGACGGUGAGGGAGGCAUCCCCGGAGGGGACAGAGCCCGAAGAGGCGGCGGGGACAAUCCCGGCAGGGACAGACCCCGAAGAGACAACGGGGACAGAUGCCGUGGAGGCGGAGGCGACAGCCCCGGCGGGGACAGACCCCGAAGAAGCGGUGAGGGAGGAAGCCUCGGCGGGGAGAGACUUAGAAGAGGCAGAGCCGACAGCCUCGGAGGAGAGGGACCCCGAAGAGGCAGUGAGGGAGGCAGCCGCGGAGGGGACAGAUCCCGAAGAAGUUGCGGUGACAGCCCCGGCGGUGAGAGAUCCCGAGGAUGCGGUGCGGGAGGCAGCUCCGGCGGAGACCGUUCCCGAGAAGGCAGCGGCCCCGGCGCGGAGCGAGGUGGCUCCUGAGAGCUGCGGAGAAGCAGAGGCGGCCGUGCUGGGCGGCCCCGACGGCGAGGACGGAGCGGAGACACCGGGGUCAGAGCGGGGAGCCGGUGUCCUGGCGGUGGCGGAAGCGGGGAGCGUAGCCCCGGGUGCAGGGGAAGGCGGAUCACCGGACCCUGAGGGCGGCCAGUGGGACGCGGUAGGUCGGAGCCUGAACGGCGUGCAGGGCCGGGCGGAGGACGAGGAGGACGAGACGGGCUCGCCGGCCGCCCUGAAGGAGGAAGAGGAGGACGAGGAGAAGCAGGAACACGACAUCUCCCUCUUUGUCAAGGCUGGCAGUGAUGGGGAAAGUAUUGGAAAUUGCCCAUUCUCUCAGCGUCUUUUUAUGAUUCUAUGGCUAAAAGGUGUCAUAUUUAACGUCACAACUGUGGAUUUGAAAAGAAAGCCUGCUGACCUGCAGAACCUCGCACCAGGAACAAACCCCCCCUUCAUGACGUUUGAUGGCGAAGUGAAAACCGAUGUCAAUAAGAUCGAGGAAUUCUUGGAAGAAAAGCUAACACCACCCCGGUAUCCCAAACUUGCACCAAACCACCCUGAGUCUAACUCUGCAGGAAAUGAUGUGUUUGCAAAAUUCUCUGCUUUCAUAAAGAACCCAAGAAAAGAUGCUAAUGAAAAUCUGGAAAAAUCUUUGCUUAAAGCCCUGAGGAAGCUGGACAACUAUUUAAAUAGCCCCUUGCCUGAUGAAAUUGAUGCUUACAGCACUGAGGAGAUCACUGUUUCCAGCCGGAAAUUCCUGGAUGGAGAUGAGCUCACCUUAGCAGAUUGCAACCUCCUACCAAAGCUCCAUAUAAUCAAGGUUGUUGCAAAAAAAUACAGAAAUUUUGAUUUUCCACCUGAGAUGACAGGGAUUUCAAGAUACUUGAACAAUGCAUAUGCAAGAGAUGAAUUUACAAACACUUGUCCUGCUGAUCAAGAAAUUGAGUAUGCAUAUUUGGAUGUUGCAAAGAGGAUGAAGUAAACAGAAGAUGCCUCCAUUCUUUAUUGCUUCUGAGAUUUAGAUGGGCAGUGGCCAAGAUGGAAAAAAAAAAAGCCAGUAUACACUCUGCAGUGUAAUUUAAAGUUCUGCUAUUGGCCAAUCCUUCUCUGAUAAUCAUUGUAUAGCUUUAUUUGCUCGUUCUUAAAUUAUGUAUGUAUAUGUUUGUCUGUCUGUACAGAUGUCUGCACACAUGAAUGUCAGUUGUGCAUUGCAAGUUCAAGGCAUCAGUCAAUAUUAAAGCAUUUGUUGAAGUUAGGGAAACACAACUAUAGGAAUAUUGCAGACUAGUGACUUAAUGCUAAAUUGAUGAAUUGUGAGAAGAAGUAGCCCUGUUUCUAACACACAUUUAACCUGUCGUUAUUGCUGCCUCUGAUUUCUAUUUCACAGUUGUUGCCAAACUUCACAGUUACCAGCAGGGUUUCUGUUUGCUUCUCUGCAAGCCUCAGAGGGCUACAAGCCAGCAGCUGAUGCCCAUGCAGUGCCCUGGUUAACUCAGGAGAAAGGUCAGCCUGUAGGUGGGACCACAUCUGAUAUCCCAGAAGCCCUCUCCUCUGUGCUAGAGACCUGCAGGGCAGGUCAAUGAGGAACAAAUCCUUUUCACAUUGUGUGAGUCUUCUUUGAAAUUAAAUAAAAUCUGCCUUCUCCUCUUUCAGGGCUGCAUAACUGAUAAAACUUCCCUCCUGGUGCUCCCAGAGUGCAGCACAGGCUGUCACUGGCCCAUGGACUAUCUGAUGAUAAAUUUUUGACAAGGGAGGAGGGAAAGACUUGGUUGUCACUGUUGACAGAAGAAAUGUGUGAUGUAGAUGCGUGAUCCUACUGACAUAGGAUCUCUCUUUGUCAUCCUUCCAUGACUUUAAUUUAGUUUUGGAAAGCAAAAGAAGGAGAGGGUCCAAGAAAGAAAUAGUCUUUAUAUGUUUCCUUUUUGUGGUUGAGCUCCAGCAUACUGGCUUUACCAGGGCAGCUGUUCAUUGCUGAGAGCUUUACAGCUGAUCAGACAGGUCUCUGUCAGGAACAAGGCAGAUCUACCUCCUGCCUUAGGUGGGGGAUGGAUGGGAUUAACCCCUCCAGCCUUGCAUGACUCUGCAUUCCAGUUAGCCAGUACUGGUGGGGAACACCCUCUAGCCUGGCCUCUGGGAGCACACUAUUAGAGGUGUAUGGACUAUGAAAAGUGAUGUCCACAGCUGCUUUCUGCUGAGCAGGUCCUCAGCAAGCACAUAGGAGUAGAGGGUGCAAUGCUUUAGUCACAGGGUCACCUGAAAGUUCCCUUCUGAUGGAUUUUUGCCUGUAUGAACAAAUUAGGUGAGAAAAUGGCUAAAAAAUAGCCUUUGUAGCAUUUAUAUCCACAAAAAAAGACAGUUACAAACUACUUAUUUGUCCUUGCCCACUUGAAACAUGCGGUUGCUUUCUAACAAAGUGUUACUUCAUGGUAAUAAGCAUCGUCAGAUACGUUGUGUCUGCAGGGUCUUAGUCUUGCUACACAGUUCUGAUGCAAAUGUGUUAUCAUCACAGUUACGUGCAAGGAUUGUUCAAUAUGCAGUUUUAGAUUGCCUUUAGAGAAAACAGCCACCAUACCUUUCCCCUCUCAUCCUCAAUUGUGAACUCCUGUUGGGGUUGGUAGCUGAGCAGUCACUUAUCACAUAUUACUAACUGUUACUUUGUAUUUUCAAAUACAUACAUAUAUAUAUCUAUAUAUAUAUGAUAUAUAAAAAUGAAAUCUGUAUACUCUUUUCAUAUGCCUUACAAAUUUAAAUAGA